This is a messenger RNA of Aphidius gifuensis, 1395 nucleotides long. Its product is annotated as protein FAM8A1. The record is from RefSeq and is a predicted model, not a curated record. Lineage: Eukaryota; Metazoa; Arthropoda; Insecta; Hymenoptera; Braconidae. The transcript has 6 exons. The coding region runs from base 384 to 1262 and encodes 292 amino acids.
AAAAAAAAAACAACAAUUGUUGAGAGACAAAAAAACCCAUCAUCUAAUUAUUUUUAUUAAACAGUACUUUGGCUAUUAACGGGUUAAUUAACAUUUUUAUUUAAUUGAAAAAUGUGGAAAAUUUUUUAUUAAAAAUAUGAAAUAUUUUUUAUAGAUUAAAAGUAAAUUCCUGUAAUAUCGAAUCUCAUAAUAACACGUCAUUUCUAGGGAAUAAACAAUAAAUAUUUAGUUUAUUUUCUCUCUGACUUUGUCUGACAAGGACAUUUGUUUUGACUUUUGACAGUUAAAUUUAAUAUAAUAUCAAAGUGAUACACACAAUUAAUGAUAAUUAUUUAUCAUUAAAAUAAUAAUUAUCUAUAUCCAUGUAGUAAAUAAUCAAGUCAAUGGCUGACAAUAAGUUAAAUGAAUUUGAGGUAAACACAAAGCCUUGUUGUACAAUGGAAGAGAGAACAGAAUAUUUUAUAAAAUUAGAAAAAUGGUUACAAGAAGCACAUGCAUGGCAAAGUGUUGCUGCAAUGUUUCCUUAUUAUUUAAUGUCUGGACAAAUUUAUCAGCAACAAAAUGGUGCUCCAUUUGUAUCACAAAUUCAACAUGCAGGAAUAACUCCAAUGUCAAAUGGGCAAUCAGUUCCAACACCAGAAGGAAUUGAAUAUCGCAUACCACCAAUAUGGAAGAGAUUUGUAGCUGAAUUCAUUGAUUCAGUUAUGUUGUUUAUAUUGAAAUUAAUAUUAACAUUAUUUAUACUCGAUGUCAUGUCAGCAAUGGACCUGGAGCCUUAUAAAUUGGAUUUAUUGGAAACAAGUCUUCGUAUUGUUGAUUAUCGAAUGGCAAUGGAAGUUGCAUCAAAAAUACUCAUAUGGGAUUUAGUACACAGAUUGGGUGUUUGUAUAUUUGAGGCUGUUUGGAUACAAAAUGGUACACAUGGACGUAUUGGUGGUGCAACACCUGGUAAAAUAAUUAUGGGUUUACGAGUUGUACAAUGUCGUAGUAUAACACCAGUUGAUGUACAAGAUAAUACAACAAUUGUUAGAGUAUCACCUGGUACUGAUUUGGGACUUCCUUUAGCACUUGGACGAUCACUUGUUAAAAGUCUUAUUAUGACACUAUUAUUUCCAAUGUGUUUUUCAUUAUUUUCAUUUCGUUUUAAUCGCACGGGAUAUGAUCUUGCUUGUCAUUCAAUUGUUGUUGAAGAUCCAUACAGAAAUCAACAACAACAACAACAACAACAACAACAACAACAACAACAACAACAGCGUCAGUAAAAUAAAAUACCAAAUAAAUUAAACUUGUAAAAAUUAUAAUAUAUAUUAAAAUAAAUAAUAAAAAUGUAUAAAAAAUUGUCGUGAUAUGUACAUAUAUAAAAUGAUAAAAUACAAUUGAUUUAUUUGAAUCUAU